ACCACGGGCGUGUGAGGUGGUGAAGUGCCUUUCCGUUGCUUCUAGUUCCUGGAAUGAUGCGCACAUGGUUGUGUAUUCAAAAAUUAUAUUAGAGCAGUGAAAGUGUUGUGCAAAUGGCUUGCUGACAAAUGCCUAUGAUAGAGGAGUUUAAUUUAUUGGUGUUAGAUAGACUUAUAUUCUGCGAGAGUUUGCUUCUGAGAUGGCGGGACUCGGAACGCGCUCCUGGAGCCUGCUGCUCGUACUGCUCUCUCUCGUCUCAGGAAUGAGCGCCAACCUGCCGCCGGAGUUCAUCUCAAGCAUGGACCUGCACGUGGUGAGCGAGGACACUGCUGUGGGCACGUCCAUCUACACCCUCACUGCCCGCGACCCCGAGGGCAGCUCCGUCAGGUUCGGGCUCUCCGGUACCCCGUACAUCGCCGUCAACCCUGUGUCGGGGGUGGUUACUGUCACCCAGCAGCUAGACAGGGAGACCGCCGACUCGCUUCGUCUGACGGUGAGCGUGGAGGACGAGGUGGCGGGCGGUGCUAACAACGUCGUCACGCUGCCUGUCACUCUCAUCGUCAUCGACGCUAACGACAACCCCCCGGCAUUUGGCAGGGCGCUGUACGAGGCGUCUGUGGGGGAGGACAGUCCCCCCGGGUCGACGGUGCUGUCCGGCAUCACGGUCACGGACCUCGACCAAGUGGGCGACGCCCUCCAGCUGCGCUGCCUGCCCAAGUCCGCCAGUGACGACGUGUGUUCGGUGGUGCGCGUAGAAGCGUCGUCGCGCAGCUCGUCGCUCUUCACAGGCAACCUCGUGCUGGCCGCGUCGCUGAGCUACGCCCGCCGCAGCACCUACGAGCUCACGCUGCAGGCGUCCGACGGUGAGCUGUGGUCGUCAGCGGACGUGGUGGUCAGGGUCCGCGACGUGCAGAACCGUCCUCCUGAGUUCCGUGGGUCACGGACGGGCGUGAUCAGGGAGGACGCCGCCAUAGGGACGGAGGUCAUGACCGUCCACGCCGUGGACGGUGACGUCGGCCAGCCCAGGGACGUCGUCUACAGUCUCGUCGAGAAUCCGCACGAUUUCUUCCUGGUGGAGAGCAGCAGCGGCGUGCUGAGCACCGCCAGGCCCCUGGACAGGGAGGCGCUGUCCUCAGGGGAUGGCGUCGUCAGGCUCAUGGUCAAGGCAACAGAGGUGAACGAUGAUGGCACGCUAGCCAAGGACGAGGAGAGCUCCACGACGACCAUGAUUACGGUGACCAUUCGAGACGUUAACGACGAGGCACCGAAGUUCAAUAAACGCGAGUACAGGACGAGCGUUCCUGAGAACGUCGCUGACGGAACUCCUCUAGCCCUGCUGGACAUUCUGGUCCAGGACACGGAUGUGGGCUCGAAUGCGGUGUUCGGCCUGAGUCUCUUGGACGCAUCAGGGAAGUUCAGCGUGGAGCCUGAGGUGGCCGCGGGCUCUUCCUCCGUGAGCUUACGAGUCGCCAAAGGUCCUCUGGACUUCGAGAACCCCAACGAGCAGAAGUUCAUCCUGCUGGUCGUGGCCACCGAGACGCUCACUGAGGAGAAGCUGUCGUCCACCGCCACUGUCGUGGUCACGGUCACUGAUGUCAACGACAACGCGCCUGAGUUUGUUCAGGACGCGUACACGGCGAGUAUCAGCGAGACGGCGGUGCCGGGGUCCGUGGUGGGGACCAUCACUGCGCGGGACCGGGACCAGGGGGUGCUGGGCACCAGCGGCAUCGUCUACUCCCUCAGCGGCAACGGCGCGGACAAGUUCACGGUGCACCCCGAGAGCGGCGUGAUCACCGUCGCGGACUGCGCCACUCCGGGCGCCGGCGACUGCCUCGACUACGAGACCCGCGACACCUACUUCCUGUCCCUGCAGGCAACAGACAACGGCGGAAAGCCCGGCCAGAGUCAGAGCCGCGUGGUGCCUGUGAAGGUUUCGCUCACGGACGACAACGACAACCCGCCUGCCUUCCCUCGGCCGCUCUACACCAGCGCCAUCGAUGAGAAAGCUCCUGACUUCGACCCGCCCCUUGUGGUCAAGGCCGUGGACCCAGACAAGGUGUCACGCAUCACAUACAGUUUAGUGGGCAGCGAGGCGGCCUCGCUCUUCAAGAUCAACUCGCGCACCGCCAAGAUCUCUCUCGCCGACCCCAGCGCGGGACUCGACAUCUCCGACCUUCCCUCGGACACCAUCUCCCUCGUGGUCCAGGCAAGUGAUGGCAAAGCGACGUCACAAACUGAGGUGCGGAUCAGCGUUCGCGAUGCCAACAACCACAGCCCAGUGUUCUCGCAGGAGCUCUACCUGGCAGCUGUACAGGAGACCGCGCUUGUUGGGAGCGCCGUGAUGCAGGUCCAGGCGACGGACGGUGACGUAGGCGACAACGCAGCCAUCACCUACAGGAUCCAGCGCGGCGCCUUCCAGGACUUUGAUCUGGACCCUGGCACGGGCGUCCUCACCGUCGCCAGGCCCCUGGACUUCGACACUAGAGAGUCCUACAACAUCGAGGUGCUUGGCGCUGAUGGCGGGCGACCACAGCGCGUCUCCACGGCCACGGUCACGCUCUCAGUCGUCAACAACAACGACAAGAGCCCUAAGCUCACGCCGCACACGCAGAGGGCGCAGGUUGCAGAAGACGCUGAGCCUGGCUUCGUGCUGCACACCAUCACCGCAGAAGACCCUGACGUCGCUGAAGAACAUGGACUCAAGUAUCGCUUGAGCGGGGUGCUGGCUGCGGUCGACGGGGACGGCCGGCCUCUGGACCCGCAACUCCUGCCUGUCGUGCAGUCGAUGUUCGGAGUGAACGAAGCGACGGGCGAAGUGUACAUCACUGGGCCCCUGGACCGGGAGGUGGUGACGGAAGUGACGCUGGGGGUGACAGUGCAGGACGUGUCCGCCGUCCCUCCCCAGAACGGUCACGGUGCCCUCGUCAUCACAAUCCUCGACGUCAACGACUUCCCUCCCAUGUUUCCGCCGCCCUGGAGUCCGGAAUCUCAAGUAAUCCGUUUGCAAAUCCCUGAGGAAUUACCGAUCGGAAGCGUCGUUGCCAGCAUGGAGGCCACCGACGCCGACUCUAACAUUGGAGGCUACCGCCUGACUGUCGUGUCGCCUCCCGCGUCGGUAUCACGCCCAACUGAUGUGAACGGUGAUGCCAACACGACACUCAGUGAUGCCAACGCGACGCUGCUGGGGGAGGAGACGUCGCCCGUGCUCGCUAUAGACGCAGCGACUGGAGUGGUCACGGUCAACGGGCGGCUGGACUACGAGCAGCAGACGACGGUCGAGUGUCUGGUGGAGGUCGUGGACACCGGCCUGCCGCAGCUCACCACCACCGCCUCCCUCAUAAUACAGCUGGAGAACUUGAACGACGAGGCGCCAGAGUUCAGCAAGCCGUCGUACGAGGCGAGCGUGGAGGAGCACGCUGCCCCGGGCACGAGCGUCGUGCAGGUGCUCGCUGUGGACCGCGAUGUGGGCGAGCUCGGCAGGGUCCUCUACGAGAUCACAGGAGCUGACGCGUCGCUGCUGAGCGUGUCGGAGAGCGGCCUGGUGAGCGUGAGCCCCGGGGCUGUGCUGGACCGGGAGAGCAAAGACCACAUCGCCCUCAGAGUCGUGGCAAGGGACGCUGCUCCUCCUGGACAGACUCCGCGACAGACCAGCGUGCCGUUGUUGGUGCACAUAAAGGAUAUCAACGACCACUCACCAGUGUUCAGCCAGCGCGAGUACAGAGCGGCGGUGGUGGAAAACUUGCCACUCGUUCCCCCCGCGCCCAUCUUGCAGCUCACGGCGCACGACGCCGACGCCGGCGACAACGCGGCUAUUGCUUACGCCAUCACCGGCGGCGACCCAACCGGGAAGUUCCGACUGGAUGCUACGAGCGGCAUCCUGUAUCCUGCCAAGCCCCUCACCAGGAACUCGGAGGGCGCCUCGCCCACUGCCUCCUACAGCCUCACCGUCACCGCCACCGACCGUAACGGCACCGGCCGCACGUCGAGUGAGGCUGUGGUCCACGUGAGCCUCCUGCCUCAGAACCAACACAAGCCGCGCUACAUCUCCCCUGCCAGACCCAACCUCACCAUACAAGUGCCCGAGAAUGUGGACGCUCCUGUGGAGGUAGCGGUGCUGGCGGCCACAGACGACGACGUCGGGGACAACGGUCUGGUGCGCUACCACCUCCGCGUUGGCGACGCCAACGUCCAGCAGACCGACAAGUUCUCCAUAGACCCCAACACCGGACGCCUUCAGACCCGCGUCGCUCUAGACCGCGAGGACGUCGAGAAGUACGAGUUGUUGCUGGUGGCGAAGGACCAAGGUACGCCCAUCUCGUACGAGACGCUGCGUGUGCUCACCGUCGUCGUCAAGGACGAAGACGACCACCGCCCUGAGUUUGUGGGGGGCGAUCAAGCCCCCGGGCAGUUACCCACCUUCGUGCUCAGCGUUCCUGAGAACAGGCCGCCAGACACUAAAAUUGGCCGCAUUACCGCUGUGGACUUGGACGCUGACACGAACGCGCAGGUUUACUACCACAUCGUGGAGUCCGACUCUGCAGACCGCGGCCAGUUCUACGUGGACAAACUGCACGGGUUGUUGUACGCCUCGGUUGCCCUGGACCGUGAGCAGCGUAGCAACUACUCGCUCCUCGUGGCCGCCACAAACUCGCCUACGCUGGACCCCUCCGUGGCGGCGGCGGUCGCUGCCGCCCACCGCAACCAGACGCUGCCCAAGUACAGCAACGGAUCACUGGCGCGCGUCCGCAUUCUCGUCGACGACGAAAAUGACUCGCCGCCUAUGUUUGCUAAGAAGGAAUUCUUUGCUGGAAUAUCAUCAAGUGCUGAGGUCGACAAGCUGGUGCGGGUGGUGGCAGCUCGGGACCUGGACGCAGGAGUUAACGGCACCCUGCGCUACACCAUCACCGCGGCCAACCUCUACAAGCCUGGCGAGAGCAAGAGUAUUGGGUCGCUGGUGCCGCCGCCGUUCAGAGUGGACGGGGCGACGGGACGCCUGGUAACGGCGGCGCUGAUGACGCAGUACAGGCAGCACCGCUUCAGGCUCGAGCUCCAGGCCAAGGAGGAGGCGCCCCCACACCGCUCUGCCACCACCUCCGUCCAUGUGUGGGUGUGGGAAGCUGACCAACUGGUGCGUGUGGUGCUGUCGCAGCCCCCACACGAGGUGGCGCUGCAGCAGGAGGCCAUAGCCGACAUCCUCUCGCAGGUCGCUGAGGGUACCGCGGUCGUCGAUGAAGUGCGCUACCACGUCAUGCCUGACAACACCGUCAACACAAACUGGACGGACAUGUUAGUGCACGUCGUCAACAGCAGCGGCCACGUGCUGGCCAUCGAUGACGUCCUCAGGCAGAUGGACAGAGGCUACAUGCAGCUCACGGCCCCGCAACACAACUUCACCAUCAACAAUGUUUAUCCUGCACUGCUGCCGUCGACUGCAGGGACUGUGGACGUGCGUCUGGCGGGGCUCAUCGCCCUGCUGCUGGUGCUCUUCAUCGGCUUCAUUAGCUUCAGCGUGGUCUGCUGCUGCCUCAGAUAUUGGGUGAUGGGACCGAGUGCCAAGUCGCAAGAGAAUUUGCUGAAGCGCGGCUUCGAAGACGACAUCGGCAUCAACAAAACGGAGAAUCCUUUGUGGCUUGACCAGAAACUGAAGCGGUACGAGGAGCAGGAGCUCUCGAUGCAUGUCAUGAGCGAGUUCGAUACCACGGCUCCUCCGGGCGCCAUGAUGGCGAUGCCGGAUCCCGGGGACCUCCAUCACGGCGUCACGCUCGACGCUGAGUGGAACCCUGACCGCGCCAGCCGCCUCGACCUCACGCAGAUGGACUGCCAGAGCAACACAUACGCGACCAUCCAGAAGUCGCACGGCGGCACCAUCCGCUCCAUGAAGCUCAGGGGGCUGGCACCUGACGAUGACCUCGCCAUGAGUGGCCGCCACCUCGACCAGUACGACUACUACGCCACGCUCGAACAUUUGCGCCGGAGUGACAUGGCUGAGCGGGGCUCCGUGCACCAGAUUCCCGGGCCCAGAGUCCCGGGGGUGCAGACCCCGCGGACGGCCUUCAGUAACGCGCUCGAGGGCCUCGAGUUUACCGGCUCGACAUUCCAGCCUCCUGACAGCGGCGACGGCAGCGGCGGGGGCGCGAGCUUCGCCAACAGACCUCUGCCUCAGGAGCCCGGCAUGGACGGUGCAGCGCGCCCUAGAGCAGCUCUGCGUACUGACGAGCGCGGCCAGCCCAUGCUUGUUGCUGAGCUUAUAUGAGGAGAGGGCUCAUAUGAGGAGUGUGGGGCUCAUAUGAAGAGUUUGGAGCUCAUAUGAGCAGGAUGAGACUCUUAUGAGGAGGAUAGGGCAGAGCUAACCGCCUGCUGAGAUUAAGCUGGAUCGAAUCCCUCAUUUUUUAAUUAAUAUUUCAGACUAUCUAAUAAUGUUUAUUUAAAGCUGGAUAAUGAUUUAGGUAAUUUCUACGUGUAAUUAGGGAAAAGUUACGUUAUAUCAGAAAAAGAGUAAAGGUCCCAGGAAAGUUAAAAAACUUACAUGACGACUUCUAAAACUGCAGCUUUGCGGACAAUAAGUUUUACUCUAGACCCGGACUCUCUUCCCAUUGUGCAAUAAAUUACUAGGUUCCGAUAAAUAAAGCUUGACGAAACAUUUCUAUAAAGAUUUUUUAGUCAUUAAUAAUAUUUUUAUAUAUUUUUUGCGAUUGGGACUGAAAUGAACUGGUGUGUACGGUUCUUAGGGAACACUUAGGUACAGAUAAUUAAUAAAUGAAUCGACCUCCUAAUAACAUCAACAUUUGUUUAAUGAAAGUAUGGAUUGUAAUAAAUAAUAAAUGCAGGCUCAGACGUGGCAUUAUUAGCAGCGAUAGGUUCUCCCUGACUUCUCGCUCGUCUAAGUUUUGCUAGAAUAAGUGAAUAUGCAAGUUUUCGGCGCGCACAAGAGACUUCCGUGCCGUAAAUGUCCGCGCAGUUCUGUCGAUCAGGAUGAAGUGUGCUUCAGAUAUAAGCUAUUGGCGGCUACUGACCCUUGCUAUGCAGCGGUUAAUAAAGCAUGUGGUCAAAUAUUGCUAAUUAAUUUAUUUUAAACUACAACGACGUAUUGAUGCCCCGCAAUAGUCAUGGCUCAAACCCUCUAAUUAGAUUCAUUGCUAUCGUACAUGAAUGCAAUCAUUCCCCGCGUGUUAUCCCGCCACAGAUGUGGGCGGGACGCUACGUAUAAUGUAAAUCUAUGUGCAUGUACUAGGUUGUAAUUUACUCAUUUAAAAUGUACAUAUAAUUAUCGUUAGUAAAUAAUAAUUGUUA
Messenger RNA from Hyalella azteca, 7290 nucleotides. Its product is annotated as cadherin-87A. The record is from RefSeq and is a predicted model, not a curated record. The coding region runs from base 200 to 6253 and encodes 2017 amino acids. The transcript has 37 exons. Gene Ontology annotation, cellular component: plasma membrane. NCBI's taxonomy places the organism in Eukaryota, Metazoa, Arthropoda, Malacostraca, Amphipoda, Hyalellidae. Gene Ontology annotation, biological process: homophilic cell-cell adhesion. Gene Ontology annotation, molecular function: calcium ion binding.